GCGCAUCUUAAAAAAAAUCGGGAAGUGCCAACAAACUGGCAAAGGGGAACAAAGAAACGGGGAAGCGACCAGCCGGAAAAAAAAAAAAAAAACACCCAUCCAACAAUAAUAAUCCAACCAAAAAUAAUCCCACCAAAAAUAAUUCAUUCAACGCAUUGAACAAUCGCACUGAACGCACGCGAAGCAACCCAAGAGUUGUGCUCAAGGACCUCCCGUUCGUUGCUCCAUUUUUCCACUUCCCUAAGCGCAAUCGCAGCGCAGGCGAGCAGUUAUCAUACCCCCCGCGCGGACGACGAACUGUUUGAACCACCAAUUGAUUUAACCACCUCAGAGGAAAGGCCCCCUCCCCAAGGGAACCAGCAGAAGAAGCACAUUACUUUUGCGCCCACUUUGGCAAAAUGAGUAACGUUAAAGCGUUUCAGUUGAGGCCCCUCAAGAAGCAGGAGCUGCUAGAUAAGCUGGAGGAUUACAAGAAGGAGCUGAGCGGCCUGCGCAUCAGCAAAGCCAUAGGGAACUCCGCGAAGAACUCCAAAAUAUGUAGCGUUCGAAAGAAUAUCGCUCGUGUCCUGACGGUCUAUAACCAGAGAAGAAAAAUGGAGUUGAGGAAAAAAUACAAAAAUAAAAAAUUCAAGCCGUACAAUUUGAGAAAAAAAUUGACCAAAGCGAAGAGACUGGAGUUAACCCCCAAGCAGAAGGUCGCCAUGACGUUAAAAAUGAAAAAGAAAGUGGAGAACUUCCCGAAGAGAAAAUACCUCCUAGUCCAUAAAGCAUAAACGGAAGUGCCUCACGAACGGCCCCCUUUUUAACAACAAAACGUUAUUUUUCCUCCUUCCAUUGUUGUAACCUUUUUAUAUGACCCUUCUUCGCUGUCAUCCAUGCGGUGUAUUUUUUUUUUUUUUUUUCCCACUUUGGAACGUUAACGAGUGAAAAAGAACUUUAGCUAAACCGAUUGGAGAAGUGACGAACGCAUCGUUUAACUGCUCACAUAGUGAAAGUCACUUCAGUGAGUGGUUAAUUUUUUUCCGGUG
Molecule: messenger RNA, 1028 nt
Organism: Plasmodium vivax (malaria parasite P. vivax)
Lineage: Eukaryota; Apicomplexa; Aconoidasida; Haemosporida; Plasmodiidae
Product: 60S ribosomal protein L35, putative
Exons: 4
Coding region: 399-773 (124 amino acids)
Biological process (GO): translation; maturation of LSU-rRNA from tricistronic rRNA transcript (SSU-rRNA, 5.8S rRNA, LSU-rRNA)
Cellular component (GO): cytosolic large ribosomal subunit; ribosome
Molecular function (GO): structural constituent of ribosome; mRNA binding
Source: RefSeq, a predicted model, not a curated record